Molecule: messenger RNA, 926 nt
Organism: Ruditapes philippinarum (Manila clam)
Lineage: Eukaryota; Metazoa; Mollusca; Bivalvia; Venerida; Veneridae
Exons: 1
Coding region: 135-740 (201 amino acids)
Molecular function (GO): hydrolase activity, acting on ester bonds
Source: RefSeq, a predicted model, not a curated record
UUAUACGGUAAUAAUUGAUAAAGGUGUUUUUACAUCAUAUUAGAGGUAAAUCCCUGCAGCACGGAUAUGUUGAAGUGAUAAAUUUUGACGUUUUUGUUCUCAUUACUGAAGGCAGUGCGUUUUGCAGAUUCAAGAUGGCCGCUUCCAUCCAAAUAUUUGGACAUUCAUUUGUGAAACGUCUGAAAGGCUUUCUACGCGAUCAAGUACAGCUGCGUUUCAAUUUAAAUUUAUCUUCAUCUCCUCUGGUACAAUAUUCUGGCUAUUCCGGAGCAGUGGUCGGCACAUUACGGUCAAAUUUAACGGACAUUCUGGAUUUUUUGCCUGAUAUUGUUGUUCUAUUGAUUGGAACGAACGAUCUCUUUAGUCCAGAGGUAACGGCAGUUUCCCUCACGUCAUCGAUUUUAGAUUUGGUUGACAGUCUUAUAUUCUUAUGUCGAGUCAAGAAAGUAGUGGUCUGUCAAAUUCUGCAUCGACAACCGACCUCCACGGGCAGGUACAGAGUUGACACAGAAUGGUUCAACAACCGGGUCGAUGAGACGAAUCAUUUGCUCUCUUCCAGAAUCCAAAUGCUUCCACAUGAUCACGUCAUUUUCUGGCGCCUCAAAGGGUUCUGGUCACCAGAGGCUACAAAACAGUCCUUUUCCUUGGAUGGAGUACAUUUAUCAGAUGUGGGCCAGAAGAAGUUAUAUUCAAACAUCCGUGCUGCAGUGGUGCAUACAUUGAACAAAUGGCUUCUAUAAGAAUCAAGAUAUGUAUAUGUUUUAUAUUUCUCACUGUUCGCUGUUUAGCGAUGAACUUUCAAGUUGAGAACUAUAUACAGCCUUUUAUAUCAUUUAUAAAUCUAAUGUAUACAGUUUAAGUCACAUCUACAAUAGUUUAAGCUACUUUACUCUUUAUUUCACAUACUGAUAAUGUCUUAGUGGUUC